Zymoseptoria tritici IPO323 is the source of this 1806-nucleotide messenger RNA. RefSeq lists its product as uncharacterized. The record is from RefSeq and is a predicted model, not a curated record. The coding region runs from base 43 to 1806 and encodes 587 amino acids. The transcript is spliced from 6 exons. Lineage: Eukaryota; Fungi; Ascomycota; Dothideomycetes; Mycosphaerellales; Mycosphaerellaceae.
GUUCGGACGACGUGCCCAUCACGCCAGGCAUCGCGAGCAGAGAUGACCUCUCAAGUUCCGCGCCUGGAUCAAUCGGAGUGGUGUGCAAAUGGGGAACCUGGCCUCGAAUUUGACAACAGCGGUAAAAGGAGUCUUCUGGUCCCUGGAAUUGGUCAUCCGAUACCAAUCGAAUUACCCUCGGCAGAGCGUUUCGCACAUGGCUUCAACGACUGGGCGCAAAAUCGCUUGACAGCGAGGGAGAUGGAAAUGCUGAGGUUCAUGAACCGCAUCACCGAUCGACCAGGGUGGUUUGAAGAAGCUCACCAUCUGUCUCGGACUGUGUUGUGGGCUGAAGAGGCGGCGCGGAGUCAUCUGAUCAGUGCCGCUGCGUGGGAUUGGUGCUACAAAGAGCUGCGCGACAAGGCAGAGGAUUAUCAGAAGACAGGUUUGACCCUGGUGUUUGACUCUUCGUCGCGGAUCUGUAAGUCAGACGAGCUGAUCCCAGCUGAGUUACUGGACAGGAUGGCAGGUGAGGUCGAACGUCUUGCUUGCGAGGAAGGCGGAAGCCUCGUCGACCCCGACGUGUUCCCUCUUGUAUACGGCAACACUCGUGUGUUGUGCGAUGGAGGAGUGGUCGGCCGCUUGAAUGCCGUCAACUUUGUGCAACAAGGUGAGAGAUCCCGAGAGCAGAUCUGGAAAUGUGGGAGGAGAGGCUCUGGGGGAAUACUGAGUUCAUGGGAGGAACGCGGUGGUCGGUUUUCUCCUGAAUACCAGUGGCUGCCCUGCGAGGUUGACAUCAAACAGGAGUUCUUCAGCAACGGCAAGCCGAAGGUCCGCAUCUCGUCUUAUAUCAACAAUCUGCAUCCGAGACACCAUGCGUCGCUCUACGAUUCGAUUGAGAAGUGUGUCGAGGCGUCUAUACGAUCAUGGAACGAGAUUUUGACGUACAGAUAUAGGGGCAGGACACCCGAGAGAAUCCGGACGUUUGGAGUGCAAUGGAGCCCGCCACCACCAGACUCAGAAGAUCUCGACGACUUUGAGAGUAUGCUCGGUCAAGGACAAGGCGGUUUAUCUCAUCACCGCACCAAAAGAUGGCUGCACCCUGAGCCGGGGACUGCGUUCUCCUACGAAGACUGGAGAAAGGGAAAGAACAAUGGAUGCGUUGUGCCUGGUCACGCUGGUUAUCUCCACGCCAAGAAGGUCGAUGAUCCGUUCAAAGAAGACCACGAGUUUUACACUAUUGACAUUGAGGAACGAUUCGCGGACAACGGGCUCCAGGUGGUCGUCGAAAUUGGUAGUGUAGAUCUCACACCCGACGACCCGCACCGAUCCAGAUCAGAAUGGCAGCUCUCUGGUCUCUCAAACGACCACAUCGUCGCAAAAACAAUCGUCUACCCCGCUAGCGAAAACGUCUCUUCGCAUUCCGGAUCUCUCUCUUUCCGUGUUGAAGCCCACCUCGACCCGCCUAUGCACGUGUACGGUAUCAACACGGGCUCCGACCCUUUCCAUCCUCUCGAUCCUCUCGCAGAUAUCUACGAUUUUGAGUCUCACCUUGAGCUCAAUAGUGGCGAGUGCAUGAAUUCUCCCGGUGGACCUAUGCUGCAAUUCCUCGGCACCGUUGCGGCGCCAGACGGCCGCCUGAUCGCCUUCCCAAACAGUAUGCAACACCGGACUGAAGAAUUCAGUCUGCUUGAUCCUACCCGCCCUGGACGUCGAAGGUGGCUCAAGCUGCAUCUUGUAGAUCCCCACUAUCGGAUUUGUUCCACUCGGAAUGUGCCUCCUCAACAAUUCGACCGGUGCAAUUGCAUUGAUGGCAGAGCAUGUUGA